Cydia fagiglandana is the source of this 5538-nucleotide messenger RNA. It is a transcript of the gene Vap33, whose product is annotated as vesicle-associated membrane protein-associated protein B. The record is from RefSeq and is a predicted model, not a curated record. Gene Ontology annotation, biological process: endoplasmic reticulum membrane organization. Gene Ontology annotation, molecular function: FFAT motif binding. NCBI's taxonomy places the organism in Eukaryota, Metazoa, Arthropoda, Insecta, Lepidoptera, Tortricidae. The transcript is spliced from 8 exons. Gene Ontology annotation, cellular component: plasma membrane; endoplasmic reticulum membrane. Bases 172 to 1014 code for a protein of 280 amino acids.
AAGCCAGUUGGUCAUUAUAUCAGGUAUUGUGGUAAAACUACACUAACGCACAUUACGCAUGCGCAUGUCGUAUUCGUCAUUCAUCGUUCGCUGUGGCCGACAUCACGAAACCGUCAUUUUCUAAAAUCAGUUAAUUUUGCCAACGAAUUACCGCAUUACUAAUUAUAGAAAAUGCCGAACCAAGUGUUAACUAUAGAGCCGCAAAAUGAACUCAAGUUUAAAGGGCUCUUUGAGCAGGGCUACACGACGUACAUGCGGCUGAUAAACCCGACCACUGAUACAGUGUUGUUCAAGAUAAAGACCACCGCGCCCAAGAAGUACUGCGUGCGCCCCAACUCUGGCGUGCUUGAACCAAACUCCAAAGUGGACAUAGCCAUCACUCCACAGCCGGUGUUUGUUGACCCGAAUGACAAGCACAAACACAAGUUCAUGGUUCAGAGUGUUAUUGCCCCCGAGGGCAAGACAAACAUAGAUCAAGUGUGGAAGGAAACGAGUCCCGAUCAGCUUAUGGACUACAAGCUAAAAUGUGUAUUUGAAACGCCUCGCGGAACUAAUCUCAACGACGCCGGCGACGUCCCGGCGCAAAACGAAGUAUCUAAGAAACGAGUUGCGGUUGCAGAUGACGCGAAGGCUCCAUCAAAGGACGCCGUAGAAGGCCUAGUUCAAAACGAGCCUAAGAUCAAGGACGGUGCCCGCACAUCUGGACCUUUAAGCGAAAGCGCGGUUUCUACGACUUUGUCUUUCCCCAAAUCGGAGAAUGCUGAAAGCGACUUGCAAAAAGCGACGUCAGAGGUGAUUCUUUUGAGGGAGGAGGAGAGCAAGCUUAGACAUGAAAAUCUACAGUUAAAAGAAGAGCUGCUGCGUCUGCGCCAAGCGGGAGGCGACGGUCGCGGCGCGGCGCGGCGCCACUCGUACGGGCCCGAGAAGCAGGCGCAGGCGGCCAUGAUGCCGUGGCUCGCCACCGCCGUCGCCAUGGCCCUGCUGGGCAUCAUCAUCGGCAAGUUCCUCAUGUGAACGGUAUCGUCGCCGCCGCGGUGACCGGACGCCUCACACUCACCGCUGUUACACCACUCCCGACGCCUCUUCCUCGCACAAGGCAGCUUCACCUUCGUUUAACGCCCCUCUGGCCAUGCUUCACUCGAGUUAGCUCCUGCCGAGAGCUGUGUGACUAUGCUAGACAAUCCCUUUCCAUGGAACAAUCGGUACGAUGCACCUGUUUUCCGCUAGUUCGCCGUUCGCCUCAAGCAUAAGAGUUGAUAUUUCCCGGCCCUAGAUUUAUAAAAUUCCACGACAUUGUUCAUUUAUUAUUGUUUUUCUUUUUGGAUCUAAUUAAGCAUUUGCUACCAAAAGCAUGUAUUGUAAAGUAAUCAUUUUUGUAAAUCAACCGUAUAAAUAGUAAGUGUUUGUAAAAAGAUUUAAUUGAUAGCUUCUCUUUAUGUGUACUUGUGUCACAAUUGUUUGAUAUAGAGAGAUAUCUGUAAAGACUUUAAUAUUUAGAAAAUAUCGUGGAUGAGUGUGACAACGUCGCUGUACAUUUAGGAUUCGUAUUACAUUGAAGCAUUAUUAAAACUUAGAGUUAAUAUAAUGUACACUCUUGAGUAAUUCCGCUUUCAUAUUCGAAUAGUUAAUAAAUAUGUAGAAGUUUUAUAGCAUUCAUGGUAUACUGUAUAAAGUAGGACAGUUAUAAAAUUAAUUAUUCGUUAACGAGCAGACACCAAAUAUUUUCCAAGAGGUUUGCCGAAGGAGCGCUUGGUAUGUACAAUAUUAAAAACACGGUCUUAUUCAUAAAAGGUCUAAAGGGCACUUUGCUUAUAACAUGUUUGUAACGUUUUAGCCUAUUUGAAGAUUAUUGAGAAAAUGUGAUUCGAGUUUCCUGACGCUUUUAAGGCGUGUCGACAUGGGGAGCCUCAUCAUAUUGUUAUGUCAUGAAUUAUAUCUUUAUCAGCGUUUUAUGAAUAAGGCCAGUGGAAUUUGUUUCUUAAUUCGUCAAUGACUUACCUCGAAAAUACCUACGCCGUGCGUGUGAUAAAGAGCUGUGUGAAUGUAUGUAUAUGAUAUAAAAUACUGAAUGGGCAUACUCCACAAUUUUAUUAACAUAAAAUUAACUAGAUUUUUUUACAAAACAGUUUACCAUUACUAAAGCGAGUUUAUGAAACAAUCCUGGUUACUUACGAGUAUUCAUACAUUUACUUCACCAUUUUUUUGCCCAUCCAGUAUUUUUUCCUAUUCGCUAACCAUACAGUCACAUUUGACGUCAUUCAACAAGCUACAUUUAAGAAUUUUUGUGAUUUGUAUAUUUAUUUUAAUCUGAUUAUUUCCUCGAGAUAUUUAAAAAAAUUAAACCCAAUGCAAAGCUGAGAAUUAAUAUUGUGAUUGUUAAUAUCGCUAACUUGAAAUGUAUUAUUGAAAUGAUUGUCUGUAACCUAAUUUUAAUUACUUUUAAGAUCAAUGAUGACCACUCUGUCAAGAGUGCACGACUAAGAAGAAGAUCAAUGAUGAAUCUGACUAUUUUUGUUAUUCGAGGGCACCAUGUUAUCCUAAUUUAUAAUAGUUAUUUACGACACAAGUGCAGAAAAGAGGGAAUCCUAAAAGAGUGGCGAUACAUUAAAACACGACCGAAGGGAGUGUUUUAAAUCGACACGAGUUGCGAAUUACUCAUUCGCACGUGUAUCGUACAACGUUUUACAGUGCAAAGAGCCCUUCCAAACUUUUGACAUACGCACGGAAAGUGCUGUUUCAAGUUGGUAAGUAGGACCAUAUGUAAAAGAUUAUUUACACCAAAAGUAAGGAAUCCUUUGUAAUUUAGAUAAAUAUUACUAUACAUGAUGUUUGAAAAGUCAGGCAUAGCGUCAGUAUACUUAGACACAGCGGUAACAGCAAAAACCAGUAAAAGGGCUAAUUGUACUCUCAGUGUUUGUUACUUCCUUUAAUUUUGUGUGGAUUUUGACCACCGAUCUAAACUUAUUGUUGAUAUAUAGCGUGUCAAGAGCUGUGUACCUUUUUAGGUAAGGAAUUCGACAUCAUCAUCAUAUCAUUUAUUUCUCGUUUAUCUCUGACUGUCAAAGGCCAUUGAGAGGUUGCCAAUUCUAUAUGUUCUAUAUGUUUAAUAAUAAGAUGAAGUUAGCGGAAACAGUAACUAUCACGGUGUAUAAGUUCCAUGGCGUCCCAGCCGCCUACCUAACUUUAGUGCACCAAGCGUGUUUCUUUAACAAUUAAAAAAAAUCCGUGAGCUUGCCUGAAUGUUUUGAGGCUUAUGUAACUAGGGAAACAAGCAUUUAAAACAUUGUCACAUGAUUUCAUGUGACGUAUUUUUGGUUUAGGUUUAUAUACCAAAAUAGACCUAACGCGUUGACAAUAGAGUUGUUUCAGAUAUGAAUGAGCAAAUUGUUCACCAUUUGCCAUGAUAUUUAUAUCUGAUGGCGACGGUAUGUCGGCCGUGUGACUAGGCGCAAGAUUUUUAAAAACGGUAGUUUCUAAAACAAAAGUUUUUUUUUUCAUUGUCUAGUGUAAGUACGUUGUAUUAGGGCGGACCAACAUUUUUUUGUCACUCGUUGCCAUGAUUACGUUCUCCGGGUCAUUCCAUGGUCUUAUAGCUCAUAAAUGUGUUGUAGAUAUACCUACAUAUUUCCUUUCCAUAAUAAGCCAGUAUGUUAGUCGAAUGCGGUACAACAUUUCUUCUAGAAAACUGCAACGUUUGUCUCUUGGCCGACGUAACCGAAAAACGACAAGUAAUAGUUGAUCCACCCAUAAACAACCUUACUUUUAACUGGGUUUAUCACAUAAAUGUGGCUCGAUAAAUUAUAUUUAAGUUCUUGAUGUUUGCGGCUCGUAAUGUUUAUCGAAAGCUUUGUAAGUAAUUACUUAUUCUAACAGGGUAAAACCUUAAAUCUGCAACCCUCCAAUUGUUAUUAUGAACCAUGUCUCUAGGAAAUAGCGAUGACUAUGUUGCAAAACAUACUGCUAUUUUACAUGUUGAUCAAUGGGUUUUACGCUAGUCGUUGAUUAUUGAUGUCAUUAUUCAUAAAGUACAUUAGAUUUUUUCCAAAAAAUAUUGCAAUCUGUAAAGCUUUUGGGUAAAUAUACCAUGAAGCAAAAUACAGAUAACUAGCAUCCCUUUAUUUUGUCAAAGCUAAGUCACGCAGUAUUUUCCCAAUCGCUCUAGUCCUUUAAAAUUACAACGAAUUUUUGGUAACACAGUAUUAAGCUACGGCGUACUCAUGUCGCACCUCAUAUUUGACUGAACGAUUGCAUACGUCGCAGAAUACCAGUGAAUUGCCUUGGCAAGUCGGUGGACGGCGGCCUGUUUGAUGACGAGUGAGCGCCACGGGAGGGAGCUGCCGGUGAGGAUCAUUACUUGCUUAGAAAAAAUAUUUAGACUUGAAAGCAACCGGUCGGUGUCCGGACUUAUCGUUAAUAUUUAAUGUUAUUUAUUUUUGGUCAAAGCAAUUAAUGGUUAUAGUUUGGCCUGACGCGGAUUUCGGGUCAGACUUUAAUUCUAAAAUCUGAGUGGAUAAUCUGUAGGUUUGGUAAGUAAUGAAUUGCUUACCAGGUACCACGGUCGAUUGGGUCAUUUGGUGUCGCCUAAGUUCAUGAAAUUAUUUGUGUUGUAACGCCACCUGAUUAUUACCUAAUCCUAGUAUUCUAAAAUGUCAUGUCAACGCCCUUGAUUGUAGAUUUGUGUCGGUAUAUUUAGGAAGUAUUCUCUCUUGUUUUCAUAAUGCAUUUUUAUUUUUAGUUAUCUGGCGUAAAUUAGAUAUUGUUUUAUUUUACUCUGACAGAUUAAAACUUUUAAAUGUCGUUGUUUUUAAGCUUUUGUAUACCUAAUUCAAAUUAGAUGUGGAAAUUGCAAAAAAUAGAAUGAAUAAGUUAAGCACUUUUACUAAAAAGACAAACUAUAGAAUCUUUCGUUUAACUAAUAGGUUAAAUAAAAACUUGUUACCACAUCUUCCUGUUUGAAGGAACUGUGUCUACAACAAGUUGAAGCUGUUUGGUGAAAGCAACUAUCACCAGCUACUGCUUGUCAGGCAGUAGGUACUCGGCUUGUUAAACGUUUUAAUCAUUUGGUGUAAGUGAUUGUGUUAUUACUUAAUAAUAUGUAAUGUAGUGUAAUUACCGAUUGCAUAGUUGUUUACAUCGUUACGGGCGAACAUCUUAGCCCGAGAGCCACACGGACUGCCGACGGCUAACUGCCGGCAACUCGUGUGUAGCACACACAUCACAGCUCGGUGGUAAUGCUUGCCAGGUCUGCACAUUUACGCUCGGCAGUUUUACUCGGCGGUCUGUUUGUGCCCCUUAACUUGUUUUUAUGUCUGAUCUAAUACUAUUACCCGUAUUAUUCAAUUCAAUUCCACUGUUAGAGCUUUGCCUCCUAUUUUUUGAGAGAUGAUUAAUUCAUUGGGAAAAGGUUAUUUUAAUGUCAUUUGUUUUUUUUUAAUUUAACGGAGACUAUAGUUUAAUUAAAAUAUCCGUAUGGUAUUGUUGUUAUACUAUUAUGCUAUAUUGUAUCGUUUUCUGAAAUAAAAUACUUAAUUUACGAUA